Megalops cyprinoides (Indo-Pacific tarpon) is the source of this 2012-nucleotide messenger RNA. RefSeq names its product branched chain amino-acid transaminase 1, cytosolic (gene bcat1). Gene Ontology annotation, cellular component: mitochondrion. The transcript is spliced from 11 exons. Gene Ontology annotation, biological process: L-leucine biosynthetic process; L-valine biosynthetic process. The record is from RefSeq and is a predicted model, not a curated record. The coding region runs from base 181 to 1368 and encodes 395 amino acids. Lineage: Eukaryota; Metazoa; Chordata; Actinopteri; Elopiformes; Megalopidae. Gene Ontology annotation, molecular function: branched-chain-amino-acid:2-oxoglutarate transaminase activity.
AACAAUUAGACUAUUUUUAUAAAUAAUUUUCACACGGCUGAAGAAAUGUACGCACUCCAUCGUAUGAAUCGAGGUCUUUUGGCACGAAACGUAAUAUUGCAUUGUACAAUACUCCUGAUAAUGUUUAAUCUGUAAGCGGUUUAGCUCACUGAGGCGCGCGGCUCUUGUCCUAUAUUCAUCAUGGCGAGUGUUGCAGCAGCGCCUGCAUCAGAUACGAGCGCUCCAUCUCUUAAGGCUUCUGCCAAGGAUUGCGCCACCAAUGGCAUGGCAGAGUGGGAUGUCAGCUUCAAGGCAGCUGAUACAGUCAUUGAGCUUGCUGUGGACCGAAAGGCCAAGCCCGAUCUGACCAACCUGGCAUUUGGGACAGUCUUCACUGAUCACAUGCUGACCAUUGAGUGGACCAGCGCUGAAGGCUGGCAGAAACCUCACAUCUGCCCCUUCCGCAACCUGUCCAUCCACCCAGCAUGCUCUGCCCUGCACUACGCUGUGGAGCUGUUUGAGGGCAUGAAGGCGUACCGGGGUGCCAACGGCGUGGUGCGUCUCUUCAGGCCGAUGCUCAACAUGAAGCGGAUGCUGAAGUCAGCUGAGCGAGGCAGCCUUCCUAGUUUUGAUGGGGCAGAGCUGCUGGAAUGUAUUAGGAAGUUGGUGGAGCUUGAACAGGACUGGGUCCCUCAGUCCGACACUGCCAGCCUCUAUAUCCGUCCCACCUUCAUGGGCACCGAGCCCUCGCUGGGUGUGAAGAAGCCCUCCCGUGCCCUGCUCUUUGUCAUCCUCAGUCCGGUUGGGUCGUACUUCAGCACUGGUGCUAAGCCUGUUUCCCUGUGGGCCGACCCCAAGUACAUCCGGGCCUGGAGAGGAGGAACCGGAGACUGCAAGAUGGGAGGGAACUACGGGGCCUCGAUCUAUGCUCAGUCAGAAGCGGUUGAACUCGGGUGUCAGCAGGUUCUUUGGCUGUAUGGAGAAGACCAUCAGAUCACAGAGGUUGGCACCAUGAACCUCUUCCUCUACUGGAUCAAUGAAGAUGGAGAGGAGGAGCUGGCGACCCCGCCCCUAGACGGAAUAAUUCUGCCAGGCAUCACACGCCAGAGCAUCCUGGAGCUCACCCGCAAAUGGGGGGAGUUUAAAGUGUCUGAGCGCUAUCUGACUAUGAUGGACCUGCGUCGUGCUCUGAAGGAAGACCGUGUUAAGGAGAUGUUUGGUUCUGGUACUGCCUGUGUGGUGAGCCCGGUGGGACGGAUUCUGUACCAGGGAGAGAAUCUACUCAUCCCCUGCCUGGGAGAACACCCUCCAUUAGCCUCCAGACUGCUGAAGGAACUCACAGAUAUCCAGUAUGGUCGGACACCCAGUGACUGGACCUAUCUGGUGUAGUCUCCGCCAGCACUAAAGAGUCCAGGACAGAGUGGGUGUGUCCCUGUCACCUCAUAUGUUGUUGAACACUCUCUCAUUGCACUAACCUUUUAAUGAAUUAGCUUUUCCCCUGUACCAGCCUAUGUUAAUAGGUUUAAUGAGCUAUUCCAACAGCAAUAAUUAGAAUACAAUGUACAGCACAUGGUAACAACAUGUGAACAUGACACUACAGUAUUUUGCUUUGGCACUACAAUAUUAUUAGCUUCUUUACCACACACAGGUGACAACACAUAGUCACAGCUAAUUACAUUCACUUAAAUUAGCACACUCCUUCACAGCUAUUAAUACUCACAGAUAAUUCCCUCUCUCACAGAUAUGCACAUUUUCUCAUAGAUAAGCACAUUUGUAAAGAAUUGUAUCACUCACAGUAAAGUACACUUACUCUAGGGUAAUCUCCCUCACUCACAGAUAAGCACAUUCUCUUAGAGAUAAGCACAUUUGUAAAGAAUUGUAUCACUCACAGUAAAGUACACCUACUCUAGGGUAAUCUCCCUCACUUGCAGAUAAGCACAUUCUCUUAGAGAUAAGCACAUUUGUUACCACAUGUACUGACAGAUAAUCAGAGAGUAAUUUAUUUGCAUGAAGAGUAACUCUGUUGAGAAAUG